Molecule: messenger RNA, 483 nt
Organism: Fraxinus pennsylvanica
Lineage: Eukaryota; Viridiplantae; Streptophyta; Magnoliopsida; Lamiales; Oleaceae
Source: the annotation of a GenBank genome assembly
AUGUCAGGAGGUAUUGCUCGUGGGAGACUCGCUGAAGAGCGCAAAUCAUGGCGCAAAAAUCAUCCCCAUGGUUUUGUGGCAAAGCCAGAGACACUGGCUGAUGGGACAGUGAAUUUGAUGGUGUGGCACUGUACAAUUCCUGGUAAACCCGGGACUGAUUGGGAGGGUGGUUAUUACCCGCUUACUUUGCACUUCAGUGAAGACUAUCCUAGCAAGCCACCGAAGUGUAAAUUUCCCGCGGAUUUCUUCCAUCCUAAUGUCUAUCCAUCUGGAACUGUUUGCCUUUCGAUUCUCAAUGAAGACAGUGGGUGGAGACCAGCCAUUACAGUGAAGCAAAUUUUGGUUGGGAUUCAGGAUUUAUUGGAUCAGCCAAACCCAAACGAUCCAGCACAAACUGAAGGAUACCAUAUGUUCAUCCAGGAUGUUGUAGAAUACAAGAAGAGGGUUCGUCAACAGGCCAAGCUGUAUCCAUCACUUCUCUGA